AUGCAAGUUUGUCGACAUGGUGUUCGGAGCUCCCGUUCUCUAAGACCUUCGUCUCAUGUCCUUUUACAACGUCGUCGGUUUCAUCUGCAGGCCGACUUGCUCGACGACCUGCAGUCCAGGGGGCUCAUUUCUGACAUUACCAGGCCCGAUAUGCUCCGAGAGGAACUUCGAAGUGGAAACCAAGUCGUGUAUGCGGGUAUAGACCCCACUGCACCGUCGCUACACGUCGGCCACCUCCUACCUCUAUUGUCCUUAUUUCAUUUCCAAAUCAGAGGGCACCAAAUUAUUCCAUUGAUAGGUGGAGCUACAGGUCUUAUAGGAGAUCCUUCCGGUCGUUCGACAGAGAGACCAUUAUCCGCGCAAGCGGACGUCGAGCGUAAUGUCCUAGCGCUUAUCCAAGGGGUGCGAAAUUUCUUUUCCGGAGCAGUGAAGUAUGCACAGAACAGGCUUGAAGCAUCCACCACGCCUAUCCUUUCUCCAGACAUUAGAAACAAUAUACACUGGACUAAAGACUUGGGCUUGCUCGAGUUCUUACGGACGGUAGGAGUGCAUAGCAGAGUCAACAUCAUGAUGGCAAGAGACAGUGUACGCAAUCGUCUUACCUCUCAGCAAGGCAUCUCGUUCACAGAGUUCACAUACCAAUUGCUGCAAUCGUACGACUUCUUAAUGCUGUAUAAGAACGCCGGCUGCACCAUCCAGAUCGGUGGCUCAGAUCAAUGGGGCAACAUUAUCGCAGGGAUUGACCUUAUCAAUCGCGUGAAUGCGACUGACGGUGCGGAAAAUCGGACCGAGAAAGGAUUCGGUAUUGUUACGCCGUUACUGACAACAGCUUCUGGAGAGAAGUUUGGGAAGAGCGCCGGUAAUGCAAUCUCCCUGGACGAGCAAGCUACAAAUGUCUUCGAUUUCUACCAGUUCUUCUUGAGAUCAACAGACGCAGACGUUGGGCGCUAUCUCAAGAUUUUUACGUUGUUACCCUUGGCAAAGAUUGAAAGUGUUCUAGAGGAUCACGCAUCUAACCCCGAGACGCGCUUAGCGCAGCGCCUUCUGGCUCAAGAGGUCACGGAGUUGGUACAUGGCGAAACCGGCGUUCGACGAGCACAGGCUGCAACGGCAGUACUGUAUGACCAGGACUUCUCCACCUUGAAUAUCGAUACCAUAAUCGAGUCGCUGCAUGGAAUGCCCUUCUUCAAUGAGUACGAGGAAUCGGAGAUGAUGAAUGUCCCAAUAGCGAAACUGGCGGCUCGGUGUCAGAUUGCCUCCUCAAAUGGUGCUGCACGUCAACUGGUUGCGGCUAAGGGAUUAUAUCUCAACAACCACCCCGUCAGUGACCCUCAACAAGCAUUGCGUCCCAGCGACCUCAUUGGUGGCCGUCUUGCAAUAAUACGCGCAGGUAAACAGAAGCAAGCGGUUGUCGCUCUCAGCCACCCUCUACCUUAG
Messenger RNA from Sparassis crispa, 1437 nucleotides. Its product is annotated as Tyrosine--tRNA ligase, mitochondrial. Gene Ontology annotation, biological process: tyrosyl-tRNA aminoacylation. NCBI's taxonomy places the organism in Eukaryota, Fungi, Basidiomycota, Agaricomycetes, Polyporales, Sparassidaceae. Gene Ontology annotation, molecular function: RNA binding; ATP binding; tyrosine-tRNA ligase activity. Gene Ontology annotation, cellular component: cytosol; mitochondrion. The transcript has 8 exons. Bases 1 to 1437 code for a protein of 478 amino acids. The record is from RefSeq and is a predicted model, not a curated record.